Messenger RNA from Parus major (Great Tit), 2857 nucleotides. RefSeq names its product solute carrier family 14 member 1 (Kidd blood group) (gene SLC14A1). Gene Ontology annotation, molecular function: urea transmembrane transporter activity. The transcript is spliced from 9 exons. Gene Ontology annotation, biological process: urea transmembrane transport. Bases 105 to 1274 code for a protein of 389 amino acids. The record is from RefSeq and is a predicted model, not a curated record. Lineage: Eukaryota; Metazoa; Chordata; Aves; Passeriformes; Paridae. Gene Ontology annotation, cellular component: membrane.
UAUAUAAGCCGGUGGGACAUUUUCUUUUCCCCUACUUUCCUUCUGGCCUAACCAGCAAACCUACAGCUACUCCUGAGCUCAUCUGAGAGGUUCAGAAUACCAACAUGGAAAACUGUGUUGAUGUCAAGAUAGAAACCAAGGGGGAAAGGAUGCCAAUGAAGCAGAAUCCACUGAGCACAGGUGGGAAGAGUUUCUGCAGAGCUGUGGGUUACCUCACUGGAGACAUGAAGGAUUUUGGAACCUGGCUGAAAGACAAACCUCUCAUGAUCCAGUUCCUUGACUGGGUGCUGCGUGGGAUAUCCCAGGUGAUGUUUGUCAACAAUCCCCUCAGUGGGCUGGUCAUUCUGACCGGCCUCCUGCUGCAGAACCCAUGGUGGACACUCACAGGAUGUGUGGGAACAGUUGUCUCGACUUUAACAGCACUUAUUCUGUGUCAGGACAGGUCAGCCAUAGCAGCAGGCCUGUACGGAUACAACGGGGUCCUGGUGGGAUUGCUGAUGGCUGUCUUCUCUGCUGAUGGAGACUACAACUGGUGGCUCCUCCUGCCAGUAGCACUGGUGUCCAUGACCUGCCCUAUUUUCACCAGUGCUUUAAGUGCAGUUUUCUCUAAGUGGGACCUGCCUGUUCUCACCUUGCCUUUCAACUUGGCCUUGACCCUCUACCUGGCUGCUUCUGGACCACACAACCUCUUCUUCCCCACAGCUAUCAUUCAUCCUGCAACAGCAACCCCGAACAUCACCUGGGCAGAUGCAGAAAUCACAAUGCUCCUGCAAUCCAUUCCAGUCGGUGUGGGCCAGGUUUAUGGCUGUGACAAUCCCUGGACUGGGGGAAUUUUCCUAAUUGGUUUAUUUAUCUCCUCUCCACUCAUUUGUGUCCACACACUGAUCGGCUCAGCAGUGGGGAUGCUGGCAGGGCUGAGCUUAGCAACGCCAUUCAACCAAAUCUACCUGGGGCUGUGGGGCUACAACAGCUCCCUGUCCUGCGCUGCCAUCGGGGGCAUGUUCUUGGCUCUCACCUGGCAGACACACCUCCUGGCCAUGGCCUGUGCACUCUUCACUGCCUACCUGGGAGCAGCAGUGACCCACAUGCUGUCUGUGUUUGGGGUGCCAUCAGGAACCUGGCCUUUCUGCUUGUCUGCGCUGACCUUCCUGCUCAUGACCACAAACAACUCUGCCAUCUGCAAGCUGCCCCUCUCCAAAGUCACCUACCCAGAAGCCAACCGAGCUUAUUAUCUGAUGAUGAAGAAACAUGAGAGGUCUUGCUGUGAGGCAUAGAGACCCAAGAAGAGAGAAACUCAUCAAAUUUUAAGGCAGGGGCACGAGGUUUUUGCCCAACUGACUGUGAUUUGCGUGCUACCAUGUCCAACACCAACUUCUGCGUGGAGAGACUUUUCCCACCACUGGGAAAAUCCACUAGAAUCUGUUUGUGCUAUUAAGAAGAUUUCUACUAGGUAGGACUGUGCUGUGCUGGAAGGACUUUUUCCAAGAUCAACCUGUUAUGAUUUUAAAGCACACAUGUCUGAAAAGACACUUGAAUUAUAAGCAAUGGGAAAAUUACUUAUAAGCUGAAAAGAAAAAUCACUCUGUGAAAUUGAAGACACCGAAAUCAGACAUAAGGAAAUAAAGAGCAUCUUUCAGCAUAUGAGGGGGCUUCAAGUUAAUGGCUAAACAGCUUAUGACAGCAAUAGGAGGCAUCUUAGAGAGUUUCACUCUGGCAGAGAAAUGGAAUGAAGAGCACUCUUUGCCAAGUAGAAAAUAGGUUGUGAAGAAUUCUACCUGGAGGACCUCCCAAACCCCAUGGAGAGAGAUGUUCAUUAGCAAUCAACAAACAUAAGAUGGACAUGAUUUUUGUGAUUUUUGUGUUAAUCUCAUGAUUUCUCUUAAUACUUGAACUUGGUGAUGGGUUAGCAAAGGAGGGGACAUCAAGAAAGUCAUUGCUAUCCCUUUCCUAUGCAAUAAAACGUCUCUGUUCAGUCAAUGCACAAAUAGAACUAAUUUGAGCUGAUCUAUUCUUCUCUCCCUACACUGUCCUCCUCAGCCCAUGAAUAUCAAAUUCUGGGGCUCAGGAGGCUCAGGGGUCCUUUCUGGCUGCUGGGGAACAGGGACAGGAGGAGAGGGAAUGGCCUCAAGUUGUGCCAGGAGAGGUUUAAAUUGGAUAUUGGGGAUAGUAUCUUCAUAGAAACAGGCUGUUUGGGGCAGUGGGUGUGUCCCCAUCCCUGGAGGGUUCUAAAGACCUUGUGGAUGUGGGGACAUGGGUUAGUGGUGGCCUUGGCAGCAAUUGUGUGAUUCUGUGAAGCUGCUGCUCUGCCUUUUCUCUCUGCCCUGCAGUGGGAAAGGGACGUUUGGGGACCAGCAGAGCUCUGCAGGACAUCAGCCAUGUGCCACCUCUUCCCAGGCUCCCCAGGGGUACAGGUAGGGAAGAGGGAAGCUGUCCUUGCACCCCUCAGCACAGAUCACCUCAUUCAGCCACCUUUCUGCCUGGCUCACUGUCCGUCUCAUGUGGAAGCUCACAUCUUCACCAAAAAAAUUCCACAUACUCACGUCCCUCAGCCCACAGGAACGUACAUGCAUUAAUGUCACACCACGAAAAGAAAAUCAAAGCCUGUUUUUCUUGUAGCAGAUGAAAUAAAAUCUAGCGUGAUUUUUUUGAGUUUGGGAAAUGUAAAAAAAAAAUCCCAAACCAUGUAUUUUUGCAAACAUCACAAAGACCUGAGUGUAAAAUAUUUGUGAUGAAAUGUUGGUUGUAUCUUCUGGUGAAGUUUUAGGUUUUCAGAUGUUCAACAGUAUUUCUGUAUGACUGACACUCACUUGUAAAAUGUAGCAUUUCCAUGACUUACUUAAUAAAUAUCUACAUCAUA